This is a messenger RNA of Trichomycterus rosablanca, 3015 nucleotides long. RefSeq names its product arf-GAP with Rho-GAP domain, ANK repeat and PH domain-containing protein 1. Bases 1 to 2829 code for a protein of 942 amino acids. The record is from RefSeq and is a predicted model, not a curated record. Gene Ontology annotation, biological process: positive regulation of GTPase activity; signal transduction; regulation of cell shape. Gene Ontology annotation, cellular component: cytoplasm. NCBI's taxonomy places the organism in Eukaryota, Metazoa, Chordata, Actinopteri, Siluriformes, Trichomycteridae. Gene Ontology annotation, molecular function: phosphatidylinositol-3,4,5-trisphosphate binding; GTPase activator activity. The transcript has 24 exons.
AUGGCGGUUGUUUAUAAUAAAUCAGGACCCGGCGUGGUUCAGUCUGAGCUGCUGCUGUUGGACCCUCGAGCAGAAACUCCUGCAGCUCAGGAAUGUAAACGUGACGUCAGCAGGGACGGAGUGUACAGAUUAAAGGUAGACGGACUGAAACUGAGAGGAGCUUCAGUUCUGCUCCUGAUCCUGAUCCUGAUGGAGGCCCCAGUGCCGAAGCCGAGGGCCCGAUACCUGCUGGGGCCGGGGUUCCGGAGCCUCUCCACUGAGAGUGAUGUUACAGAACCUCCGGUGAGCUCCAGCAGAACGACUGAGAGUGAGAACGCUGCAGGUAACAACAACACCUCAGCGGCCCCCCCGCCCUCAUGCCCCCUCACCCCUAUAGAUGGGACCUCAGAUUCCUCAGCUGAUGAGAGUCAGCAAUCAGACCGAACCUCCGAACCCGAGUCUGCUAAACAAUGCCACAACUACACCGACCCAACUCCUCUUCAGGUCUCUGAUAAAGCUUUAGAACAGAAUCUCAUUCAGACUCAUCCUGUCAUCACCAACAAACCUCGGCACCAGGUUCUGUGGGUGACGUUUGAUGGUCAGCUGAUCUCACUGUGGAAGAAACGCUCGGAUAAAUUUCCUGUGCUCGUAUUUCACGUCUCCAGCAUCACCAACAUUCAUCAGCAUGAUCAGGGUCUCUUCACCCUCUUCUUCCACAAGAAGCACCUGGAGUUCAUGGCUCACAGUGAGGCUGUGCAGACGGGCUGGGUCACAUCGCUCCUCGCCUCCCGCGGACGGGAACCGCCACCGGCGCCGGCGCACCACGGCCCGCUACUGACCAGAGAGCCGCGGAGCAAAGUGUACGCCGCCAUCUGCGGCCACACCCUGUGGAUCUACAAAAACAGAGAGGACUUUAAUCUGGGACUCGGGAGGAACCUUCUGUCCAUGAACAUCGUCACCGUCAAGCUGAGCGGACGCCACAACUUCAGCCUCGUUACACCUUACAAAACCUUCAGUUUCUCGGCCGACUCCUCUCGAGAGCUGCAGUCGUGGUUGGAUCAUCUGAACCAGGUGAUCCGUAACGCCCUGUCCUGCAGCGAGGUGGCGCUGCGUUUCUGGUCCAGUCCCUGGAAUAAAGUGUGCGCUGACUGUGGAAGCCCGAACCCCGAGUGGGCGUCCAUUAACCUGCUGAUGGUCGUCUGUGAGGCCUGCGCCGGGGUCCAUCGCUCACUGGGGAGCAGCAGAUCUAAAGUCCGUGGUCUGAAACUGGACAGUAAGGUUUGGACCGAACCUUUAAUUGAGCUGUUUGUUAAUUAUGGAAACAAAGCUGCUAAUAACGUGUGGGCUCACAACGUCCCGGCGGAACAUCAGAUCUUCCCCGAUGCUCCUCAGGACCAGCGCGCCGCCUUCAUCAACAACAAGUACUGCAGAGGCCUUUACUGCAAAGUCCAUCCACUAUCCACCAGCCAGGCGCUGCUCAACGAGAGGCUGUGUGCGGUGGUGUGUGGUGCUGAUGUGGAGGAGACUCUCUCACUCCUGUGUUCUGGAGCUAAAGUUUCGGGUGGUGAGGGUCCAUCGCUCAUCACACUGGCGGAAAACGCUGGUCAGCUUCUGCAGGCCGAGCUGCUCCGACACAACGAGUCUGUAGACGUUCCGGAUUUUAGGCAGGUGAGACAGAAGGAGGAAGAGACAGGUCUGGAGGAGCUCCAUGGCCGGUUGGAUGAGGAACGUUUCUUGUUCUCUCGUGAGAACGAGUCGGCGGCGUGUGACGUGCUGGACCUGCGGGAGGUCAUCGCCGUGUUCGAUCGGUCUGCAGGGGAGACUCAUGAGUUCGAGAUCUUGACUCUGUCGAACACUCUGAUCUGCAACACAGACACACAACAGUCGCUGCAAACCCACCUGCUGCACGUCAUUAAGGUGUUGGUUCCAGGGCAGCCGGACGAGAGGGAUCUGGAGGGGGCGAUGGCUAUAUCUCAGGUGUACCUGAGGGAGGGGCGUGGACUCCAGCACGCCGAGGUUUGGGCCCUGAUCCGCCCCGGCGAGGUUUUCAUUUUCCCGUCUCAGCCCAACAGCCCACGCAGCACCGUCACCCUGAACCAGCAAACACAGUACAACCUGCGUGAGACUGAGAAAACCAUCGAUGUAACCGCAGCUGGAAAAACGGUGCAUCUUCAGUUCCAGCACGAGCAGAACUGCAGCAGAUUUUACUCCAUGCUCUCCACAGCAGCCUCCACAGAGAGGAAGUGGAAUCAUCAGUCCAUGUACAAACUUCCUGUGGGGAUCAGCGGCUCAGUUUCUCCUCAGCUGGAGCGCUGCAUCUCACACAUCACGCUGUACGGUCUGAAGGUGGAGGGUCUGUACCGCUGCUGUGGAAUGGUCACUAAGAUCUCUAAGCUGGUGGAGAAGCUACAGGCGUCUCCAGCAGAAACGGUUUUGGAGACAGAUGAAGACUCGAUACUGAACGUGGCGGGAGCGCUGAAGCAUUUCCUCCGACAGGAACCGGAGCUCAUUCGUCCGUCUGAGAGGCGCGGCUGGGUCGAGGCGUCAGUGCAGGAGGAUUUAAGUCUGAGGCUUCAGGAGUAUCAGCGUCUGGUGAAGCUUCUUCCUCCUGAUAACAGAGCCACGCUGUCGGCCCUCCUCAACCAUCUCUACAUAGUUCAGCUGCACAGUCAGGUUAACAGGAUGACGGCUCAUAACCUGGCGCUGGUGUUUGUACCCACGCUCUUCCAGGAAUUAGCCAUGAACCCAACCGUGGUGCAGCUCACCGAGGAGCUCAUCGUCCACCACGCGCUCAUCUUCCUGAGUUCAGAAGAAGCUGCAUUGCAGAAGGAAAUGAUCACGGUUUUCUAAUGGAUGAAGAAAAGUCGUCAUCUGGAGACAUGAAAACACUUUUAUUCUUUAAUAAAUGUACAGCUUCUCUUUCUGUGUGCAUAAACAUUACUGUGAUGAAUGAAUGAUGAUGUUCAGAAGUAUUUAUGCUCAGAACGAGACUCUCGCUGUAACUGCAGCUUUAAUAUUUUAUACUGUAACAAUAAA